This is a messenger RNA of Ceutorhynchus assimilis (cabbage seed weevil), 2329 nucleotides long. The record is from the annotation of a GenBank genome assembly. Lineage: Eukaryota; Metazoa; Arthropoda; Insecta; Coleoptera; Curculionidae.
UUAGUAACUAUGUUGGCUACACAAGCCUUUUCUACAUAAAAAAUUUGAAAGCCAUUGACAAUUUUACAUUGUAUUGCCAACAUAAUGUCAGUUUGACUUUUAUCUUUUAAAAAAAAACACAUUUUAUAUUUUUUUCUCGUUUUCUUUGCACUGAUUCUGCAAAAGGAAAUCGCUAUCAGUUUUUUUCUUCAAGUUAGGUCAGAAAGUGGUUUGAUCGUAACAUAUUAAAAAAGGAUACUGAAAAGAACACCUGGAUUGUCAAUUGGAAUGGACGAGGAACUUGAUAUCAACCGCGAGAGCAACCCAUGUCUUGCUGAAUCCAGUCCCACACAAGCUAGCACCAUUGAAGACCCACCAGAAAAAUUCUCUACUCUUAAUUUGAGCGACGACAAACCAGCAACUAUGAUGUCCGACGAGUUGGAUGCAGAUGCCCAGCCAAAUGGUGGAAGCGAUAACGUGGCUGGUGAACAGGAGGAAUCCAAAACCAAUCUUAUAAUAAAUUAUAUCCCUGAGAAUAUGACAGAGGACGAGAUUAGGUCACUUUUCUCCAGUAUUGGAGUAGUGGAGACAUGUAAACUCGUUAGAAGAAAAUUCACAGGACAAUCACUGGGCUACGCAUUUGUAGACUAUCAGAGACCCGAAGACGCCGAAAGAGCUAUCAAUGUUCUUAACAGGCUAAGAAUUCAACAUAAGACUAUCAAAGUUUCACAUGCAAGACCGAGUUCAGAAGCGAUACAAAGGGCCAAUUUACAUGUAUCGGGAAUACCGAAAAAAAUGACCCAACAAGAUUUCGAAGAUUUAUUCAGUCCAUUUGGUACGAUAAUUGGUGCUCGCAUACUUUACGAUAAUACCACCGUACGUCAACUUUUCCCGGAAUCCAAAGAAAAUCUGCAAGGCGUUUCACAAGGAAUAGGCUUCAUCAGAUUUGACAAACGUUUAGAAGCUGAACAAGCUAUCCAGGAGCUUAACGGUACCACCCUCGAAGGAGCCUCUGAACCCCUCAAAAUAACUUUUACGGGUCAUUCUAGAGGUAAUAACAGAACUGUUCCACCAUUGAAUAUUCACCCAACGACACCAGCUAGAAGAAGGUUUCCAGUUCCUCCGAUGAGACGAACUAGAUAUGCCCCAUUUUUUGGACGUAAUCCGUUUGCAAAUUGCAUGUUUCCUAACGCUGCAAUGAACCGAUCUGGUUGGACUUUAUUCGUAUACAAUUUACACCUCGAAACCGAGGAUAACGAACUCUGGCAGUUAUUCGGUCCGUUCGGAGCUGUUCAAAGCGUUAAAGUCAUGCGUGACUUACAAACGAACCAAUGUAGAGGAUUUGGAUUUGUUAAAAUGACCAACUACGUUGAAGCUCUAUCAGCCAUUGAUUGCUUAAACGGUUACGAGUUGUGUAAUCGGAAACUUCAAGUCAGCUUUAAAACAGCUAGUAGUGGAUCGACAAGAAGUGACGGUUCGUCUCAGAUCUCGUGUACCUACCUAACUUAAUAAGUUUAGCAAAUUUUCAUUUUUCUAUUGUUCUCAUCGUUAUUUUGCAACAUUUAAGCAUUUAGCAUGUAACUUAUUUUCUAUUUUGUUUAUUUAACUUGGUUAUUCUCUGUUCUGUUUUUUUUUUUUAAAUAUUUUGUUCAUUUUUUCGUUAUUACUAGUCUUGAAGACAGGGUUUUCCACAUGGUUUUUUGUAUAAAGUUUGUACGCUUGCUUGAACGCCAUUAACAGCAAUGCUUUGGCGAGGCCACAACAAACUAUUUGAUUUUUUGAUUUCGAUUUUUAAAACCCAUGGAUGGAAAAAGUUGAAUUACUAGAUUUUCACUAGACAUAUUUAUUAAGACUAAUACAAUGAUGCCUUAUUAGACUGAUAAAUGCUAUAGGCAGCUGAAAUAAUGAUCAUAAGUCAUCUGGCAAUUUUUAAAUUCUGGCAUUAAAAAAUUACAAAUUACAUAAAACUAUUAAUCGUAAAAUAUGCUUUUGUCAGGAAUUAGGGAAUUUUGACUUAUACUAUGUGGUGUUGACAGAGUAAAAAUUAAUUCAAACUUUUCUAAUCAUGGAUUUUAGUUUAGUUUAGUUUUCAUUUAUGUACUUAAGUUUUUUUUCUAGUCUUGUAGAUCUGUUUUUUGUUUGUUAUUUAUAUAAUUUAUUAGUUUGGUUCUUCAUUUAUUACUAUUUUUGAAUGUAUUAUCUUGAUUUAUUAUUUUUUCUCAGAAAUUAAAGUUUAUAUAUUUUUAAUUGUUAUUUUUUUUAUUUCUCUCUGCACACCUCCAAAAUAUGUGCCAUUUUUAGCAGAGAGACCUACUAACUAACUAACUAAGGAAGAGGAUACAGAAUCAAG